AUGGGUAUUUUUGACAAAUUCCGCAAGAUAGAUACGAGCGAUACGCAGGGAGUGCUUGGUCCAGAUUUGGCUGUAUUAGUCAGCUACACUGCCACAGGUGUUCAGCUCUCACCAACCAAUUUCCGACAACUUGACGCCAUGACAAAGUCUAUCCGAACGCUCACGACCGUCGCCAAAUCUCUCCCCUCCGCCGCAUACCUAGGACACAACAAUGGCCCCGCCGUCGUCUCGACUCCCCAUGAUUUGACAGACGCCCAGAGGAGCAUCUUGGACAGUGCGCUUCGCGUCGACCAGGCGGGAGAAAUAGCUGCCAAUUAUAUCUACAAGGGCCAGCUUGCUGUGCUCGGUCGUGAUAGAAAGGUCGGACCAUUGAUCCAGGAAAUGUGGGACCAAGAGAAGAAACAUCUGGUUGUUAUGGACAAAUUGCAAGUGCAGCAUAACGUUAGACCAACAGUUCUUUCCGAAGUUGCAAAAGCCGCAGGUUUUGGGCUGGGUGUUGUUACUGCUCUCAUGGGAAAGGAGGCGGCGAUGGCGUGCACAGAAGCCGUAGAAACGGUCAUAGGGGAACAUUACGAUGAUCAGUUAAAGGAACUAGACUCGUUUCAGACAAGCCACCCAAGUGUUCCCCUUCUCAAAAGUGUGAUUCGCGAAUUUAGAGAUGAUGAGCUCGAGCAUUUAGAUAUUGCGGUGGUGAACCAUUCACAGCGUGCUCCUGCUCAUGCGCUGUUAAGUAGCGUAGUCGGUGGAGGUUGUAAGAUUGCUAUUGAAUUGUGCAAAAGAUUCUAA
Messenger RNA from Psilocybe cubensis, 786 nucleotides. RefSeq lists its product as uncharacterized. NCBI's taxonomy places the organism in Eukaryota, Fungi, Basidiomycota, Agaricomycetes, Agaricales, Agrocybaceae. Gene Ontology annotation, biological process: ubiquinone biosynthetic process. Gene Ontology annotation, cellular component: mitochondrial inner membrane. Gene Ontology annotation, molecular function: 3-demethoxyubiquinol 3-hydroxylase activity. The record is from RefSeq and is a predicted model, not a curated record. The transcript is spliced from 3 exons. Bases 1 to 786 code for a protein of 261 amino acids.